Fusarium falciforme is the source of this 690-nucleotide messenger RNA. RefSeq names its product ADP-ribose 1''-phosphate phosphatase. The transcript has 2 exons. Bases 1 to 690 code for a protein of 229 amino acids. NCBI's taxonomy places the organism in Eukaryota, Fungi, Ascomycota, Sordariomycetes, Hypocreales, Nectriaceae. The record is from RefSeq and is a predicted model, not a curated record.
AUGUUCGCAACCAAAAUUCUCAAAAUGGCUACCAAAUCCAUCGGCGACAUCCCCAUCCUCACCCAGCUCUACGCUGACUCCACAUCCCUCCUCUCCAUCGCGGCCAUCGAGUCGUCCCAGGAGCCCGCCUUCCCGCCCAGUGACGACAUCAACCGCCGCAUCGGCUACAUGCGCGGCGACAUCACCCGGCUGCGCCUCGACGCCAUCGUCAACGCCGCGAACCGCUUGCUCCAGGGCGGCGGCGGCGUCGACGGCGCCAUCAACGCCGCCGCCGGACCGGAGCUCGUCCGCGAGAGCGCGCCACUCGGACCCAUCGAGACGGGCGAGGCCGUCAUCACAAAGGGCUACAACCUCCCCGCGCAGCACGUCAUCCACACCGUGGGGCCCAUCUACCGCGGGGUCCGGAACCCGGAGGAGAGUCUCGCCAGCUGCUACCGUGAGAGCCUCAAGCUCGCCGUCAAGCACGGCCUACGCACCGUCGCCUUCAGCGCCAUCAGCACAGGAAUCUACGGGUUCCCCAGUCAGCAAGCCGCCUAUGUCGCCUGCAAGACGGUGAGGGAGUUUAUGGAGACUGAGGAUGGGAACAAUCUCCUCAGAGUUGUGUUUGUCACAUUCAUGCCCAAGGAUGUGGAUGCCUACAACAAUGCACUACCGCGAUAUUUUCCUCCCACCGCUAGCGAGGGACAGUAA